UACUAGACUUUUCAGUGCCCUCUUGAUACUGCUGGGUAGCUCAACCAACAACAAACUGAGGAAGGUAGAGCGAGCGAGAGAGAGAGAGAGAGAGAGAGCUUUGGGUGUUUUGCUUGAGGCUUCGAUUUGAAGUCGUAGAUCUUCCACUCUGGCUUUGCGUUCUACAAAUUCCUCCUAAUUCGAAAUCUUCGCGGGACUCUGGAAUUGAUCGGCGAUGGCGGUGGGCGAUCAGACGGAGCAGAAUUACUUGCCGAAGAAGAAGAAAUCCGAAACGGAAGACGAUAAGAGGAGGAAGAAAAUUGUUCCCGGGAGCUUGUUGAAAGCUGUGGUGAGACCUGGAGGAGGUGAUUCGAGCCCUGUUGAUGGUGAUCAGGUUAUUUAUCACUGCACUGUACGGACACUGGAUGGUGUAGUUGUGGAAUCUACGAGGUCAGAAUGUGGAGGGAGAGGUUUACCGAUUAGAGAUGUCUUGGGAAAGAGCAAAAUGAUCCUUGGAUUGCUCGAAGGUAUUCCUACGAUGCACAAGGGCGAAACUGCAAUGUUCAAGAUGAAACCUGAAAUGCAUUAUGCAGAGAACAAUUGUCCAGUUUCAGCUCUAGGCAAUUUUCCAAAAGAUGACGAGCUUCAUUUUGAGAUUGAAUUGUUGGAUAUUUCCAAAGCCAAGAUUGCAAGUGAUGAUCUUGGGGUCAUCAAGAAGAUUCUAAAUGAAGGUGAGGGCUGGGAAUCUCCCAGAGAACCCUAUGAAGUAAAAGCCAGAAUAUCUGCUAAAUCCGGUGAUGGGCAAGUGAUCUUCUCUUACGCAGAAGAACCUUAUUUCUUCACAUUUGGAAAAUCUGAGGUGCCUAAAGGUCUUGAAAUCGGAAUUGGAACCAUGGCUCGGAAGGAGAAGGCAGUGAUAUAUGUUCGCAAGCAGUACUUGACUGAAUCUCCUUUGUUGCAUAUAGAUCAGGACCUUGAGGAAGUUCAUUUUGAGGUUGAACUGGUACAUUUCAUUCAGGUGCGGGACAUGCUUGGAGAUGGACGUCUCAUAAAACGUCGAGUUCGAGAUGGAAGAGGCGAGUUUCCAAUGGAUUGUCCUCUCCAAGAUAGUCGGUUAAGCGUUCACUACAAGGGCAUGCUUCUCAAUGAAGAGAAAACUGUCUUCUAUGAUAGCAAGAUUGACAAUAAUGAUCAACCGUUGGAGUUCAGUUCAGGAGAAGGACUGGUCCCUGAGGGGUUUGAGAUGUGUACUCGUUUGAUGCUACCUGGGGAGAUUGCUCUUGUUACAUGCCCCCCUGAUUAUGCAUAUGACAAAUUUCCGAGACCACCUGGCGUGUCUGAAGGUGCACAUGUUCAGUGGGAGAUUGAACUCCUUGGUUUCGAAACGCCAAGAGACUGGACUGGCUUGAACUUCCAGAGCAUCAUGGACGAAGCAGAUAAAAUCAGAAGCACGGGUAACAGGCUUUUCAAAGAAGGAAAAUUUGAACUCGCAAAAGCAAAGUACGAAAAGGUGCUCCGGGAAUUUAAUCAUGUUAACCCACAAGAUGAAGAUGAAGGAAAAAUAUUUGGUGACACAAGGAAUAUGUUACAUCUGAAUGUUGCGGCUUGCUUGCUUAAAAUGGGAGAGUGGAGGAAAUCUAUAGAGACAUGCAAUAAGGUCCUAGAAGCAAAGCCUGGUCAUGUGAAAGGUCUCUACCGCCGCGGAAUGGCUUACAUUGCAGGUGGAGAGUAUGAUGACGCUAGAAAUGACUUCAAUAUGAUGAUCAAAGUGGAUAAAUCAUCAGAAGCUGAUGCGACCGCUGCUCUAUUGAAAAUGAAGCAAAAGGAACAGGUCAGUGUUUGAAAACUAUCUCAAGUUCUCAACCAA
Molecule: messenger RNA, 1846 nt
Organism: Arabidopsis lyrata subsp. lyrata
Lineage: Eukaryota; Viridiplantae; Streptophyta; Magnoliopsida; Brassicales; Brassicaceae
Product: peptidyl-prolyl cis-trans isomerase PASTICCINO1
Exons: 19
Coding region: 215-1822 (535 amino acids)
Molecular function (GO): protein binding; peptidyl-prolyl cis-trans isomerase activity
Source: RefSeq, a predicted model, not a curated record